GGUCCAUCCCACUUGUGUUGUGUACAAAUGCAGCAGAGUCGAGCUGAGCCUGCAUUCCACUCGUCUAACUAUUCACCUCUCACACACACACACACACACACACACACACACACACUGUUCCAUGCGCUCACGUCACACACUCAUCACGCCGCUCUACAGGAGACCCAGACCAGUACGAGGAGAUGCUGGCGGCUGGCAGCUACUCAGAGGAAGGAGAAGGUAGUCGUCCGGGAAUUCGAUUUUUGAGUCUUCCCAGAAAUGACUAACUGGGCUGUUAAUGGCUACCAGCGUCACAUGUGGAGAGAGACGGUUGAUCCAGACACGCUGCACCUCAAGACAGUCCGACAUAUUCCCACCCCGACAAACGACACCCGGGUUUCUACCCGAUCCUUGACUCAUUCCCAGCUCAAGUAACCUGAGCCCAAAAAGGAGAUCUGGAAGCCACGCCUGAUAUAAGACCUUGUGGACUCUACGGGGCUGACGCUCAGUUAUCGAACCUACUGGGGAACAGCCUCAGGAUGCUGGCAAAAAUCCUGGAGGAGAUGUGGGUGGAGCCGCAGGUGCUGGAGGCCCUGAGCGAAGAACAGAAAAGGAUCCUCUUCCUCAAGAUGAGAGAGGAGCAGGUACGACGCUGGAGGGAACGGGAAGAGCGGGAAGCACAGGACAUCGGCGUCAGCAGGCCAAGGAAAGCCUCCAGUAAGCGUGUGAGUUGGAUGCUGGGUCGGGAUGGAGACGUGAGCGUCAUUGUGAUCGGAGAGGUCGAUGAGUUCAGGUCCUCCAAACUUCUCCAGAACCUCAUCAACAACAGACUCCAUCACGAGAAUAUGAAUGGCAUCCAGACAGCAGACGCGCAGGCAGGAAGAGAAGCCCAGCCGCUCGGAUUUAAAGCAGAAAUCCAUCCUCCCUGCACCGACGGAACCGCUACCGGAUCCGGCUCACCAAACAGCCAAUCAUCCGAGGAUGAGAUGGACUCCUGCAGCGCCGAUGACGACCUGAAGGACCCCGAUGAGGGCAGUGACAGUGAAUCGGGCAGCCGCUCGGACAACCUCGCCGACUGGGCUCCUCUCUACAGGCCCCGUCUUAGUAACCAUGGCAACAAAGCAGCACUCAAAGCCCAGCUGUCAGAUGCAGGCGGGGUCAGCUCACAGGCCAGAGACAUUUUAAUUGAAGAGAAGAAGACAGACUACGGAGGCAGAGUGGCCCAGCUUAGGAGAACCUUUGCAUCUGAUCGCCACGGCCUCAACAAACCUCCUCUACCUGUCAAACCCGCUCAUCUCCUGACCAGAGACACGCCAUUGAUCCACUAGGACUCCACUAACAGGCCUGCUGUCACACCAAAGAACUCACUGGAUUGUGUUGGUAUGUUCCACCUGGAGAACGUAAAGAAGGUCCAGGUCCAGGUUCAUGAGGAUCCUCACUCGAACCCAAAAGGUCACAUGAACGUGGAGAAACGUGAACGUGAACAGUCAUUAUCCACAAGGACGCAUAACUGAAUUUUUAUGUUUAAUGCAUUUCAAUUAUAUGUUGUUUUUUUUAUUCGGAUUCCAUGUGCUGCGGUUUUGGUGAAGUGGAUGCAUUCAAAGUAGGGAUGCUCCGAUCCAUCGAUCACCGAUCAAUGUU
Messenger RNA from Doryrhamphus excisus (bluestripe pipefish), 1620 nucleotides. RefSeq lists its product as uncharacterized. The record is from RefSeq and is a predicted model, not a curated record. Lineage: Eukaryota; Metazoa; Chordata; Actinopteri; Syngnathiformes; Syngnathidae. Gene Ontology annotation, cellular component: cytoplasm.